Molecule: messenger RNA, 3540 nt
Organism: Benincasa hispida (wax gourd)
Lineage: Eukaryota; Viridiplantae; Streptophyta; Magnoliopsida; Cucurbitales; Cucurbitaceae
Source: RefSeq, a predicted model, not a curated record
ACCAUGCUGAACAAAAUCUAUCAAAAGAAAUAUUGUGUAGCUGAUUUCUGAAAUGAAGGGAAGCACAAAACCUGUGGGAAACACUUUUUUAGCGAAGGGAAAGCAACAAGCAUGAAGUUUUGACAUCAUUAUUCAGGAAAGUAAUUAUUGCUUGCUAAACAUUGGCGUGAGUUUGAAUAGGAAAAAGGCAGGAGGAAGAUUUUGGUUGGGAGCUUAGAAGAGAUUGUGUUUGGUAACACAUCAACCAAAAGCCAUCAAGGUAAUAAACUUCUAUUCUGUUAUCUUAUCUUACAAUUUGAAUAAGGAAAGUUGUAGAACAAUUUUUUUUUCUUUUGAAUAGUUGCUAGAAUAGUAGGGUUUUUUUUUUUUUUUUUUUUUUUUUAAUUUAUUUAUAUUUUAGAAUUCAUUAUUAAUCCGUCCCGAUGUUAAUUCAUUAGUAGUUUGGUGAAUUAGUGCUUCAAGAUAACCAUUCCAAUAAUUAUUAGUUUAUUAAAGUAAGUUCUAUUGAGGUUCAAAGAAUCAAAGUAGAACUGUUUGGAAAGUACAAGCACUAAAAUGGAAAAGUUGUACAAGUUCAAGAACCAAAAUAAAACAUUGUCAUUGUUUGAUUUGAUGAUUCAUGUCUUAUGAGUGACCAUAGGUCCAUAGGGUUAUUGUCUUUCUUACCUAAGAGUUGUUGAAUCUCAUGCUCUACAGAACAGUCAUUCUCUAGUGGAGCUUUUCUAUGUUCUGUAGGAUGAAUGAAGUCAAUAUAAUUAGGAUCUGACAAGGCCCAAGUAAAUGCUACUAUCAUUGUAACAAGGUUUGAAUUGCUUGUUUCUAUCUGCUUCAAUAAAUUGAUAUCAACUCGCCUCGACACUCAUGGAUUCACAGAGAGAGGGGAAGUUUUGGUUUGACAAGUAUUACAUGUUCAAAUUUAUGGAUACGUGGGUGUGAUAUUUGUCAACAGCAAUUCCAACAUCAAAUAAGAUGCUGGGUGGAGCUUUUGUACCAGAUCGAACGGUGGAGAAUAUUGGAGGAAGAGUAAUUGGACUAUCAGUUCACUCAUAGUCAACAGUCUGUCAGCUUUUCCAGUAAAAAAGAAAAGAAAGAAGCUCUCUUUGGUGAUUCUAUAAAACCACACUUUACUAACUUUCCCAUUUCUCUCCUCUUUCUCCACAGUCAUGGCGAUUCUGAAGCUUUUUUCUCUUUGCAUUUCCUUCUUCUUAUUGAUCAGAGCCCCUGUACGAUGUGAUUCCUUACAUUUCCCUUCUUCUUCUUCUUCUUCUUCUUUUUCUUCCUCUUCCUCUUCCUCUUCUUUUUCUUCUGAUGUUCAACUUCUUUUGGGAAAGAUCAGAGCUUCACUUGAAGGAGACACUCAAAACUUGCUUUUGUCUUCAUGGAAUUACUCUCUCCCUAUUUGUCAAUGGAGGGGACUCAAAUGGGUUUUCUCUACUGGAACUCCACUGGUUUGCAGUGAUUCUUCUUCUCCACAGUGGUCUAAUCUCACUCUGUUCAAAGACCCUUCUCUUCAUGUUCUCUCUCUGCAACUUCCAUCUGCGAAUCUCACUGGUUCGUUGCCCAAGGAGCUUGGUGAGUUUACUAUGCUUCAAAGCCUCUAUCUAAGUAUAAACUCUUUGACUGGAACCAUUCCACUCGAACUUGGUUACAGCUCCUCUCUUUCUGACAUUGAUUUGAGUAGUAAUCUUUUGACUGGAGCUCUUCCACCUUCGAUCUGGAAUCUGUGUGAUAAACUUGUUUCUGUCAGACUUCAUGGCAAUUCAUUAUCUGGGUCUCUGCCAGAACCUGCUUUACCAAACUCCACCUGCAAGAAUUUGGAGGCUUUGGAUUUGGGCAACAAUCAGAUUUCAGGUACUUUCCCAGAAUUCAUUACCAGAUUUCAAGGUCUGAAAGAGCUCGAUCUUGCGAAAAAUUUGUUGUCUGGACAAAUCCCUCAGAGCUUAGGCCAGUUAGAGCUGGAGAAGUUGAACCUUUCAAACAACAAUUUCAGUGGAAUAUUGCCUGUUUUUAGUAACUCAAAGUUUGGUGUUGAGGCUUUUGAAGGGAAUAGUCCUGGGCUUUGUGGGGAGCCUUUGAAAAGCUGUGCAGUACCUUCUCAUUUGAGUUCAGGUGCCAUUGCUGGCCUUGUUAUCGGCUUGAUGACUGGGACGGUCGUUUUAGCUUCGUUGCUUAUUGGUUAUAUGCAAAACAAGAAGAAGAAGAGUAGGAGCGAUAGUGAAGAUGAGAUUGAUGAAGGAGAAGAUGAAGAAAAUGGUGGCAGUAUCGGCACUGGCGGUGAAGGAAAGCUUAUUUUGUUUCAGGGUGGUGAGCAUUUGACAUUGGAUGAUGUCUUGAAUGCUACAGGGCAAGUUAUGGAAAAAACAAGCUAUGGCACUAUAUAUAAGGCAAAGCUUGCUGAUGGAGGCACCAUUGCUCUGAGACUGCUGAGGGAAGGUAGUUGCAAAGACAGAAAUUCUUGUUUGUCUGUGAUUAAACAGUUGGGAAAGAUUCGCCACGAGAACUUGAUUCCUCUGAGAGCUUUUUAUCAGGGAAAGAGAGGAGAGAAGCUCCUUAUUUAUGACUAUCUGCCUAUCAGAACUUUACAUGAUUUUCUACAUGAAUCUAAAGCAGGAAAACCAGUGUUGAACUGGGCUAGGAGGCACAAGAUUGCAUUAGGCAUCGCCCGGGGACUAGCCCAUCUUCACACAGGUCUUGAAGUGCCCAUUACACAUGGCAACGUUAGAUCAAAAAAUGUGCUUGUGGAUGACUUCUUUGCAGCAAGACUGACAGAAUUCGGGCUUGACAAGCUAAUGAUCCCAUCGGUAGCUGACGAAAUUGUCUCGCUUGCAAAAUCAGAUGGGUACAAGGCACCGGAGGUGCAACGGAUGAAAAAAUGCAAUUCAAGAACAGAUGUGUAUGCAUUUGGAAUCUUGCUAUUGGAAAUUCUGAUUGGGAAGAAACCAGGAAAAAGUGGAAGAAAUGGAGAGUUUGUGGAUCUGCCAUCAAUGGUGAAAGUGGCAGUUUUAGAGGAAACAACAAUGGAAGUUUUCGAUGUGGAGGUUUUGAAAGGGAUUAGAAGUCCAAUGGAAGAUGGAAUUGUUCAGGCAUUGAAGCUUGCAAUGGGAUGCUGUGCUCCAGUGGCUUCAGUAAGACCUUCCAUGGAUGAAGUUGUGAAGCAGUUGGAAGAGAACAGACCAAGAAACAGAUCUGCUCUGUACAGCCCAACAGAAACAAGAAGUGAAAUUGGUACCCCAUUUUGAUCCUUUUUUUGUGCCACUUUAAAUUAUCAUGAGCAUCAUUGAUAUCAUUAUAUGCCCUCCCACCCUCUCUUUUUUCUCUCUUAUUUUAUUACAUUUUAUUUUAACAUGAACUUAAUUGUAAUACAUGCCGAUAGUGUUCAUUCAUGCUAGUAAUUAAGAAGUAUUUACAAAUAUUCUUAUGGCCUCUGUUUCUCCUUUUUGCUGGUUGAAGUGGUUAAACUACUACUUAGAUGAGAAGUGUUUUCCAUCAUCUGUAAAUGUGAUUGAAGUCUCGUUGUGGAGGAACCUUAAUUGAAUUGUU